CCAAAUUGAUGCGACGGACUUCAAGAAGCACAUGCCAUUGUUCCGAGCCUGCGAGAUGGGCCACACGGAUGUCGUGCAGACGCUCAUUGAUGACGGGGCACGCGUCGGGAUGCUGGACGAGGACGAGUGGUCACCUCUGCAUUGGGGUUGACUGCUCUUCACUGGGCCUACAGAAAUGGUCAUCUGGACACUGUGAAACUGCUCAUUGAGUACAGAACAUUUCCCAAUCACAUGGAGUUCACAGAGGACAGGUACACCCCACUAGUCUAUGCACUGAUGGGUGAACAUAAUGAGGUGGCUCAGUUUCUCCUUGAGCAGGGAUUUCUUUCCAUCACAGAGCAGUACCAGGGACUCCCCAGGUGUUAGUUCACCAGCUAUGGAAUCAACAGUGUCUGAUGAUACACCGGUUGCCAGCCCAAGGGAGGGGCCUUUCGACCAGUCCCAGUCACAGAAGCUUGAGGGCGUCACACAGAUACAUGCGGCUGCUGUGAACGGGGACAAGGCCUGGCUUGCAAGAGUCAUAACGGCCAACAUUGGAACUGGCCUACUGGACGCCGGGGACCAGUUCGGCCGCACACCCCUGAUGUUUUGUGUGCUGGCUGACCGACUGGAGUGUGCUGAACUACUGCUGAAGGCUGGGGCGCAGACCAACAUGAAGGACAAAGGGGGAAGGACCGCCCUUCACUGGGCAGCACACAAGGGUAAUGUUCGCCUGAUUAAGCUGCUGCUAUCCAAGGGUGCUGACUGCCAUAUGAAGGAUAACGAAGGCCAGACCGCUGUACACCUGUGUACGAGACACAAGUCACCCAAGUGCAUGACUCUGUUGCUACGGCAGCUGUCGCCGGGGGAGAUUGAUGAUCAGGAUAGAAACAAGAGGACAGCAUUACACUGGGCUGCAUCGUAUGGGAAUUUAGAACACGUGAAAAUGCUGAUCAAGCAGGACUCGAACAUAGGCAUCCCUGACAUUGAGGGAAAAACGCCACUCCACUGGGCAGCCAGUAGUCGAGAUGCAGAGGCUGUCAACUGUGUCAGGCUCAUUUUGGACACGACCCCGAGUGUUAUAAACUGGCAGGAUUAUGAGGGAAGAACUGCCCUACAUUUAGUGGUUGCCGAUGGUAACGAGGCCGUCGUAAAAGCACUGGUCGCUGUUGACAACUGCAAUGUUUCUGCCCUGGACAACAUGUUCAGGACCCCUCUACACUGGGCUGCUGUACUUGGUCAUUCAAAGAUCGUAUCCUUGCUGCUAGACAACAAGGCGGAGUUCUCGAGUUCCGACCAGAACGGAGCCACACCUUUACACUACGCAGCGCAAAACAACUUUGACGAGACUGUUGAAGUGUUUCUGUCUCGCGCCAAUGUGACAGACGAAGCAGAUGUGGAGGGCAGGACUGCGUUCAUGUGGGCAGCGGGCAAGGGGGCGGACCAAGUGUUGGAGACCUUCCUCAAACACAAUGUGGACAUACAACAGGUCGACAAGAACGGUGGCACAGCCCUGCAUGCUGCCGCGCUCUCAGGUCAUGCCUCCUCAGUAAAGAUCCUGUUGAACCAUGGCGCCCAAAUCGAUGCGACGGACUUUAUGAAGCACACGCCGCUUUUCCGAGCCUGCGAGAUGGGACACACAGAUGUCGUGCAGAUGCUCAUUGACGAUGGGGCACGCGUCGGGAUGCUUGACGAAGACGGACGGUCACCCCUGCAUUGGGCUGCACUGGGAGGCCACGCCUACAUCUGCCAGACCCUCAUCAAAUACGUUGUCGACCCAAAUAUCAAGGACUCCUCAGGGCGAACUCCAAUACAGUGUGCGGCCUAUGGGGGUUACGUCAACUGUAUGUCUGUACUCCUUGAGCACAAGGCAGACCCUAACGCCAAUGACUGUGAGGGGAUGACUGCUCUCCAUUGGGCAUGCAGUAAAGGUCAUCUGGACGCUGUGAAACUGCUCAUUGAGUACAGAACAUUUCCCAACCACAUGGAGUUCACAGAAGAUAGGUACACUCCACUGGACUACGCACUGAUGGGGGAACAUCAUGAGGUGGCUCAGUUUCUUCUUGAGCAGGGAGCUCUUUCCAUCACAGGAAUUCAGGACAUUGCAGCCUUGAAAAUCCAGUCAGCAUUUAGGGGAUACCGCGUACGGAAAACGUUCAAGGAAAACAAACGGCUCCUUAUGAAGCAUGAGCAGUUGAAAAAAGAAGCUGCAAGGAAGCGAGCCACAGAGGAAUUCAGGAAGAGAGAGGACACCAAACACCGCCGUGAGGUCGAGGAGCGUUUACGCAGGGUGUCUCUAGUCAGCAGCUCGAAACCUAAAUCAUCGGAAGAGAAACCGCCGCGCAGAGAGUCGGUCAGGAAGACCAAAAAAGAAGCGAAGGAGGAGGGGGAAAAUGUUUUACGACGAAAGCAGCAGACACAGGUCAUCAAACACUCAGAAAACACACGUUUACACGACUUCAGGAGAAAACAAUACGCAGCCAUGAGGAUUCAGAAAGCAUGGAGAAAUCACAAGAUGAGGUCAUUUGCCAUUCUUCUCACAGCUAAGCAGGCAGUUCAUAAGAUGAGGAUGCGACAGGGAGCAGACGAAUUCCACAAACAGAUCGCUGCACUAACUAUACAGCUGGCUUGGAGGAAAUACAUCAGACGCAAGUUGCUCCAGUCUUUGGCCCCCAACAAACGGCAGCUACGAAUGUGGGACCCAGAGCUGAUUGCAAUGAAGCAGAGGGCCCUGGUCUCCCAGAUUUAUGGAGAGCAAAUUGCAGCACCGUUCUGGCACCCGAACAUGUUGCGUCCCCAGAGACCAUAUUGGACUAAACUGGCCCCAUCUUCUGCUGCUUUGUCAUACAACUUCGCCAUAGACCAAUAUCAUCCAUUGGUGGCCAAAAAAGGCUCUAUGCCGUCCCCAUUCCUCGACGAAAAGGGUUACCCGAAGGAAUUCAUUUGGCAGAUGAUAGAUGAGGAGGAGCUACAAGAAAAGACGCAAGCAAAGGGUAGAAAGGGGGUCAAUUAAGCCUAAUCAAGCUUCAAGACAGUCAAGCAACAUCAAGAAACUACUCCUACAACAUGCGAAGAUAAACAUAAACUCUAAGACAGUCAAACGUAAAAAUAGCUGUGAAAAUAUAUUGAAUAUUCUACUAUGCAAAUAUAAUCUGUGAAGAUAAACAUUUGAACAUAAACUUAGCUGUUAUGAUAACCAUAUAGCUGUGAAAAUAUAUUGAUAAUCCUAUUAUUCAAAGAUAAUCCAUUAAUUUAAAGAUAAAUAUGGAGAUAAACUUAGUUGCGAUGAUGACCAUAUUGCUGGAAAGAUGAUCCUAUUAUGCAAAGAUAAUCUCUUGUUGUGAAGAUAAACAUCUGAAGAGAAACUUAGCUGUGAUGAUAAACCAUAAAGCUGUUAAGAUUAUCCUAUUAUGUGCAGAUAAUCUGCUGCUGUGAAGAUAAUCUGUGAACAAAGACAUUAGCUGGAAAGAUAAACCAAAUCUGAAAUGGGAUAAGUGUUGCUGUCCUGAUAAACACUGUGGUACAAAGUUUAGCUGAUGUGACAUUAGCCGAUCAACAUUAUAAGAUAAACGUGGUGAAAAAAAAACACAAUAACAAAUAAAUAUUUAUGAAGACCUUCGUAUGUCAAAAAAAUAAUAUAAAAAGAACAUUAACCGAUCAAACUUAUAAGAUAAACGUGGUGAAAAAACAAUACGAUAAGAAAUAAAUAUUUAAGAAUACCUUUGUAAGUCAAAAGCAAAAAAAAAAAAGGAAAAACUAUGCAAUGAGCAAUGAAAGUAUAAAAGUGUCACACUGUGGUAAGAAGUUCAGCUGAUGAACAUUUACAAAUAAACAUUAUAAGAUUAACAUGGUGAAAAAACAAUAAGAAAUAAAUAUUUAUGAAGACCUUUGUAAGUGAAAAACACAAAUAUUUAAAGGAAAAGCUAUAUAAUGAGCAAUGAAAGUAUAAAAGUGUAGACAUUUUAGUAUAUUUUAAUGAGCUGUGUUCUGGUGAUACAGGGUUUAACGCCAUGUGCUUGUAGUGUUGUCCUAGAUUAGCCUGUGCAUGAGUCUGUACAACUUUUAUGUAGAUUAUCAUUUAAAGAAAGUCUCUUCAAAACAAAAAAUCAAGUUUAGGCGUAAAGUGUUGUCCCAGAUGAGCCUAUGCAGACUGCACAGGCUAAUCUGGUACAGCACUUGACACACAUGCAUUAAGCCCAGUUUUCCCAGAGCACUGCUCAAAUAUAUUCUCUAAAUGUGUAAUAAUAAAAACAAUAAUUGUUUGACCUGCUGAUUUGCUGCUGUCCCCAUGGUUGUUCCCUCCAGAUUUAGUGUCCCGUCCUUUUUGAUAGAAAGUCCUUCAUUGUAGUUGUUAAACGUAAGUUUUUGUGCGCGAUUUUGGUCGUUUGUUUCCUUCAAAGUCGUUUAUCUGUGAUAUUAUUUGUGAUUUUCAUUUAUAUAUAGUAAAUCUAAUAUUAAUUAAUUAAUUAAUUAGUAGUUAUUGUGCUAUUACAUAAAAAAAAAUGUUUUUACAUUUUGUGUAUCCAUACCACUAGGAUCUGAGUUUUAUCAAAUUAUUUGACACUUGUUGAGUUGGUUGAUGAGAUAUUGUUCCUUGACCAUGUCUGAUUGAUGAGAUAUUGUUCCUUGACCAUGUCUGAUUGAUGAGAUAUUGUUCCUUGACCAUGUCUGGUUGAUGAGAUAUUGUUCCUUGACCAUGUCUGGUUGAUGAGAUAUUGUUCCUUGACCAUGUCUGGUUGAUGAGAUAUUGUUCCUUGACCAUGUCUUUACAUUUUUGUUCUACUAAAAAAUUAGCUUAACCCUUUACCACUUAGAUUCGAAUUUUGACGCAUUUGUAGUCACUUAGAAAGUAAAAUUUAAUAAAAGACUUUUCUUUCUAGAUUCAAGUUUUAAAGGCUUCAUUUCCAAUUCUUAGAUACUGAUGAGCAGCAAACAGCAUAAAACCUGAACAGACUGCGAGUUACUUGCUGGCUGUUCUGGUUUUAUGCUGUUUGCACAUAGCCAUUUUCAUUUUGCACCCGAGUCAGAAAUGGCCAUAUAUAUUUGUUGACCACUGUCAAAUAUCAAAAUGUUUUAUGUCAAUAUGUGCUCUUAUGAAAUGAAAUGUGUUAAUUGUUAAUUGUAAUAAAUGUUCUUGUACUUGUCGGUUUUAUGUAAAAUCAAAAUAAUUGCUUGUGAUUGUGGUUUGUUUUGUCAUGUGUUUAUGUUUGUUAUUGUUAAGAUUUGUUAUUGUAAACCUAUUUGUGAUAAUAGUAUUGUGUUGUUUUUUCAUAGGUAGGUAAUAGGAAAGAAAAAUAAAAUGAUGAUUUUUG
Messenger RNA from Dreissena polymorpha, 5291 nucleotides. RefSeq names its product inversin-like. Gene Ontology annotation, molecular function: protein binding. The transcript is spliced from 27 exons. The coding region runs from base 290 to 2992 and encodes 900 amino acids. NCBI's taxonomy places the organism in Eukaryota, Metazoa, Mollusca, Bivalvia, Myida, Dreissenidae. The record is from RefSeq and is a predicted model, not a curated record.